GAGGAGAUGAAUGUGAGAUCCAGACCAGGAUGAAAUAUUCUGAGGGAGCAAAUAAGACCUCCGUGACUGAGUUUGUCAUCCUGGGCUUCUCUGACAACUCCGACAUAAAUCUCGUCUUGUUCUUGUUUUUUCUGUUCGUUUACAUCCUCACCGUGCUGGGGAACUUCCUCCUCAUCCUCAUCAUAGUUGUCGAUCCAGCCCUUCACACCCCGACAUCAAUCUCGUCUUCCCUUCACACCCCCAUGUUUUUCUUCCUCAGGAACUUGUCCUUCUUGGACCUCUGCUACACCUCUGUCACCGUGCCCAAGAUGUUGGCCAACCUCCUCUCGGACAGUAAGACCAUCUCCUUUGCCAGUUGUGCCAUGCAGAUGUUUUUCUUUCUCUUUUUCGGCAUUACCGAGUGCUUCCUGCUUGCCUCCAUGGCCUACGAUCGUUACAGCGCCAUCUGCAACCCGCUGCGCUACACGGCCAUCAUGAAUAAGAAAGUUUGCCUCCAGCUGAUAGGUGGGUCAUGGGUCUGCGGCACCGUGGCGGCCGUGGAGCACACAUCCUUGCUCUUCACCCUUCCCUUCUGUGGGCCCAACACGAUCAACCACUUCUUCUGUGACAUCCAGGCAGUGCUAAAGUUGGUGUGCGGGAACACCUAUUGGAUUGAGAUCCAUAUCAUUCUGGGUGUUGGCUUCUUUCUCCUGAUGCCUUUGUUAAUGAGUCUUCUGUUGUCCUACGUCGCUAUCAUCUCCACCAUCCUGAAAAUCAAGACGGCCGAAGGCCGGCAUCGGGCAUUCUCCACCUGCUCCUCACACCUCAUUGUGGUGACUUUGUGCUACGGGACGGCCCUCAUCACCUACGCCCGCCCCAAAUUCAGCUACGGCAUGGGGGAAGUCAAGAUUUUUUCCCUCUUCUAUUCGGUGGGGAUAGCUGUUUUAAACCCCAUCAUCUACAGCUUCCAGAACAAGGAGGUGAAAAAUGCCUUGAGAAAAAUACCCAUUACGUCGUUCGACUUGGGCUUCUUGGAUGGGGAACUCACCACAGAUACAGAUGGUUUGAAAGCACAGCUGUGA
Messenger RNA from Pelodiscus sinensis (Chinese soft-shelled turtle), 1061 nucleotides. NCBI's taxonomy places the organism in Eukaryota, Metazoa, Chordata, Testudines, Trionychidae. The record is from RefSeq and is a predicted model, not a curated record.